Molecule: messenger RNA, 2858 nt
Organism: Tuber aestivum (summer truffle)
Lineage: Eukaryota; Fungi; Ascomycota; Pezizomycetes; Pezizales; Tuberaceae
Source: the annotation of a GenBank genome assembly
GACCCUCUACCGGUAUGUCCAUCGCCUUUUCAAGCUGGUUCGCAAGGAAGGUUCGCAGCAGAAGCAGCUUGUGGGCAAUUCAAGGUAAGUGAGGCUUAGUCCCCGGCCGAGUUUCCAUUAGCUAAGAGAGAUAAGGUAACGGGAAUAAUUUCUUGAACGUAAGAUGAAUCAACCGUUGCCGGGAAAUUCGGGGUUACGUAAGAGUAGGAAACCGCACCACGACAUUCCCGCAGCAGUAAGGGUUACUAUCAUACGGUAGUCGUGUCCCGUAAGGGGAAGUUUAGACGUUCGGGCCGCAUACGGUAGUUAUCCCUCACCUCACUCGUUCGCCAAUUCUCCCGCUUCACUCGAGUUCGAUGGAGGGAAGGAUCACCGAUUGGGGAGGAGCGGAAUACCGGCAGUGAGAGUGUCUGGUCUUACUCUGGAUUAUCUAUCACUUUGACGAAUUGACUACCGGCUACUCUGCUCGUGUUGUCGCCUGGCUAGGAAAAUUAUUAGGUGCAGGAAGAUGUCGUCCCGAUUCCCCCCAAACUCUCGAGUACGGCACUGCACCGUAUCGUGGAUGUGCUGCAGGCUAACGGUAAAUUUAGUCAACUUGUGAGAUAGCAAGCACGGAGCUACAAUGCCAUCCCAUCCCCGAAUAUCAAGCCUCUGGGGCAACACAACACACUGACCACCGCCCUUCCACCUUGAAAUCUCACACCCGUAAUAACGCACGCUGCCGUACAACACCGGCGGCCGGUGAGGUUAAUCUAUUACGUACGAGAAAUCAACCCAAUUCCACCAAAUGGUGAUGGUAAUUGUAUUCAUACCAGGUACCGGGCCUGCUGUACGUUGGUAAUAGCCUUUUCCAUCGCCUUUUGUGCCCCGUGCUUUGAAACGUGUAAUUGAGUCCGGGGAGUACAAAUAUUGUGGUAGGUAACGUGAGUUGGGUCGAUUAAAUUCAGCAAGAUUGAGGGAGAGGUCUGUCGAAAAAAAAAAAAAAAGUGGGGAAAAUAUACAUCAGAUAUGUUUACCAAGGCUUUACUUUUCACCGCUUUGGCGGGGCUAGGCGGGGGGGUGGUCUGGGGACACGAGCAUUCCGGGAGCUUGCAGGAACACUUGAGUGCUCAGGGGCCGCAUAGGGAGAGGUUGUGGUAUAAUGUCCUGCCGGGGGAUGGGGGGACGCAGGUAUCCUUCUUCCAUUGCCCUCCCUCCGCGACCCAAUUUGCGGAAGUGGUGAAUCUAAUGAUGGAGGGAUGUUACAGGCGGACAGCGUCUUCAGCGGAAUCUCAACGUUCGGGAGAAUACCCUACUUUCCGUGUCUAUCUUCCGAUGAGGAGAGGUUUGAUAUAGCCUUCUUAGGUACCCCCUCUCUUCCACCAACCCUACGUAGUGAUUGCAGUGGUUAACGGCCCCAGGCGCCCCCUUCGACACCGGCACCUCAUAUCGCCCCGGUGCACGUUUCGGCCCAUCCGGAAUCCGUCAAGGUUCCCGCCGUCUAAACCUCUAGUAACCCCCCCCCCUUCUUCUAACUGACAAAACCUGUACAUCCAGGCUCACACAAACUCUCCUUCAGCGGCGGUUACAAUACCCUCCUCUCAGUGAAUCCCUUCAAUUCUUGGGCGCGAGUGCUAGACUGCGGUGAUAUCCCCGUAACGUCCUACGAUAAUGCGUACGCCAUUAAGCAGAUCGAACAGGGGCACUACAGUCUCUUGUCCAGGACGCCAGCGUACGGAGCGGACGAGGGGAGAAGGGGCCCUGCAAAAGGUGGAAAGGUGUUGCCUAGGAUUAUCACGCUUGGAGGUGAUCACACGAUUGUGCUGCCGAUCCUUAGGAGCGUAAAGAGGGCUUAUGGGCCGGUUUCUGUUAUUCAUUUUGAUAGCCAUCUGGAUGUGGGUCCUACUGUCAAAGCUGUGCAGGGGGGGGGGGGGGGCGAGAGCUGAUGAUAGAGCGCGAAUAGACCUGGAUGCCAAAAGUAUUCGGCGGUGCGCCGACUGAGCAGGCCUCUAUUAAUCACGGGACUUACUUUGUACGUUUCUUCCUUCCUUCCCUCCUUCCUGCCUGCCUACCUUCCCCAUCCGCUUCCACUUUCUAUGUGCUGAUAUUUUCCAAAGUGGCACGCAUAUAAAGAAGGCCUCCUAAAAAAUAACACCAACAUCCGUACGUCCACCUCUUCAAUCCUCAUCACUACGGAACCAACUAAUGCCCACCAGACGCUGGAAUAAGAACCACACUGUCCGGCCCCAGCGACUACGAGAAUGACGCCGUCGUCGGCUUCGAUCUCAUAGAAGCGCACGAAAUCGACGAGAUCGGCGUUGGUGGAAUAGUCAAGAAGAUCCGGGACAGGGUAGGCGAAGGACUAGUCUACCUCUCAAUCGAUAGUACUCCCCCCACCACCUCCUCUUUGUUCUCCUGUGCAUGGGGAGUUAUUGUUAAUGCGUGGGGGAGAACAGUCGACUCAUUAGAUCCCGCAUUCGCACCGGCCACUGGAACGCCCGAGACUGGGGGGUGGAGUACGCGCGAGUUGAGGGCUAUCAUUCGCGGUUUGGAUGGGCUGCAGUUGGUUGGCGCGGAUAUUGUAGAGGUUGCGCCGGCUUAUGAUACUAAUGCUGAGUUGACGACCAUGGCUGCUGCGGUGAGUCUUCUUCUUUUCUUUGCGAGGAUUUUGGGGGGCUGAUUGGCAUUAGGAUGUGCUGUUCGAAGUCAUGAGCGUUAUGGUCAAGACGCCUUUGAAGAGCGUUUGAUGGACCCCGCCGAUGUCUGAAGGACAGGCUGAUACCCAUGACCGAAUGAUAGAUAAUGACAUCACGAAAUCUCACUCGUUCCAAACCCUUCAGUCUAAUCAUUUCUUACAAACAAAAACUCCUCCCAAUCCC